Lepus europaeus (European hare) is the source of this 1710-nucleotide messenger RNA. It is a transcript of the gene FKBP8, whose product is annotated as FKBP prolyl isomerase 8. Gene Ontology annotation, molecular function: protein binding; peptidyl-prolyl cis-trans isomerase activity. The record is from RefSeq and is a predicted model, not a curated record. Lineage: Eukaryota; Metazoa; Chordata; Mammalia; Lagomorpha; Leporidae. The transcript has 9 exons. Bases 115 to 1347 code for a protein of 410 amino acids.
CGCCCGAACCUGGUUCCCGAGGCGCGGCGGCCGCGGCUGGGGGCGGGGAGGGGGGCGCAGGACCCCAGGCGGGGGUCCCGGAGCCGGAGGGCCAGUUCCCGUGCCCCCAGCGCCAUGGCAUCCUGCGCCGAGCCCUCGGAGCCCAGGGCCCCACCACCAGCUGGGGUCCCGCCGCUGGAGGACUUUGAGGUGCUGGAUGGGGUGGAGGAGGCCGAAGCAGAGGAGGAGGAGGAGGAGGACGAAGACCUGAGCGAGCUGCCGCCGCUUGAGGACAUGGCACAGCCCCCGCCGGACGAGGCCGAGGAGCAGCCGGGGGCCCUGGCCCGGGAGUUCCUGGCUGCCAUGGAGCCGGAGCCCGCCCCGGCCCCGGCCCCCGAGGAGUGGCUGGACAUCUUGGGGAACGGGCUGCUGAGGAAGAAGACCCUGGUCCCGGGGCCGCCCGGCUCGAGCCGGCCCUCCAAGGGCCAGGUGGUCACGGUGCAGCUGCAGACGUCGCUGGAGAACGGCACGCGCGUGCAGGAGGAGCCCGAGCUGGUGUUCACCCUGGGCGACUGCGACGUGAUCCAGGCCCUGGACCUCAGCGUCCCGCUCAUGGACGUGGGUGAGACGGCCAUGGUCACUGCUGACUCCAAGUACUGCUACGGCCCGCAGGGCAGCAGGAGCCCGUACAUCCCUCCGCACGCGGCCCUGUGCCUGGAGGUGACGCUGAAGACGGCAGUGGACGGGCCGGACCUGGAGAUGCUCACGGGGCAGGAGCGCGUGGCCCUGGCCAACCGGAAGCGGGAGUGUGGCAACGCCCACUACCAGCGGGCGGACUUCGUGCUGGCCGCCAACUCGUACGACCUGGCCAUCAAGGCCAUCACCUCCAGCGCCAAAGUGGACAUGACCUUCGAGGAGGAGGAGCAGCUGCUGCAGCUGAAAGUCAAGUGUCUGAACAACCUGGCGGCCUCGCAGCUGAAGCUGGACCACUACCGCGCGGCGCUGCGCUCCUGCAGCCUGGUGCUGGAGCACCAGCCCGACAACAUCAAGGCGCUCUUCCGCAAGGGCAAGGUGCUGGCUCAGCAAGGGGAGUACAGCGAGGCCAUCCCCAUCCUGCGGGCGGCACUCAAGCUGGAGCCCUCCAACAAGACGAUCCACGCGGAGCUCUCGAAGCUGGUGAAGAAACACGCGGCCCAGCGGAGCACGGAGACCGCGCUGUACCGCAAAAUGCUGGGCAACCCCAGCCGGCUGCCGGCCAAGUGUCCCGGCAAGGGCGCCUGGUCUAUCCCAUGGAAGUGGCUGUUUGGGGCGACAGCCGUUGCCCUGGGGGGCGUGGCUCUCUCUGUGGUCAUCGCCGCCAGGAACUGAGCCUCCCCGCGCAUCGAGGACCCCAGCCUGCGCUCCCUCGCUCCCCCAGGCUUCCCGUCCACGGCCCUCCUCAGCCUCGUGCUCUCCUCUGGGCUGGGGGCAGCAAGGAUUCGGGGGUCGCACGGCCCGGCGAGCGGGAGAGACUGAGGCCCCGCUGGGGGGAAGUGAGGUCAGCGGGCCCCUUGUCCAGCCCGGAGGGAGGGGCCCUCAUCCCUCCAGACCCAGCCCCACCCCUGCCCCCAGGCCCUGGCCUCAGUCUCUCUUCUCCACAGGCCUGGGGGCACCCUCCCCCCCAACACACCCCUCCCCGCCUGCUGCCCUCUGCCCCGCCCCGCACCAGUGAAAUAAAACCCCACCCCCGCC